Molecule: messenger RNA, 1104 nt
Organism: Fusarium keratoplasticum
Lineage: Eukaryota; Fungi; Ascomycota; Sordariomycetes; Hypocreales; Nectriaceae
Exons: 1
Coding region: 1-1104 (367 amino acids)
Source: RefSeq, a predicted model, not a curated record
AUGGCCAAGUCUCUUCUCCUUUUCAGCCUCAUCGCCGCUGGCGCUUACGCUCAGUCGACUCCCGACCCCAGUCUCAUCAAAGGCGGCGAGUUCCAACAUCUGGGUUGUGUUGCCAUCAAGCCUGGGACCUUUCCUCGACAGUUUGACUUGGGUCAGGCCGGAUGCACAUCGUCUUGCUCGACCAAUGGCAACAUCAUCGCCUUCCACGGCAACUCCUGUACUUGCGAUCGCCUGGAUCUGUCACCAAAGCCGAUCCCAUACCGAGUGACCAAGGUGGACAACUCGCUCUGCAACCAAUGGUGCGACCCAGCCGACAAGUCCAAGGGAACCUGUGGAGGUGCUACCGUCCGCGGCUGGCCGAUCUAUGACCUCUACAAGAGGAAUGAUGCCAGAGUCGUCUUUGUGCCGUUCCCGGGCGACGUUGCUACUCCUGUAGCUCCUGGACAGACGCCCGCCCCGGUCCCCAGUGACCCAGGACACAAGCCUGGCGAUGUCUUCCACGACUGUCCCCCAGAUGUUGUUGACUGCCCCUAUCGCACAAAGUGCCCUGGCGGCAACUGUGGCGGUAGCAAGCCUAUCCCUCAGCCUUGCCACGGAUGUAGCCCCCCCAGCGGUGGCAAGAACUGGACUGCUCCUGCGUGUCCUCCUGGCGGCUGCCCCCCUGGUCAAGGUCCUACUCCUGGCGGUGGAGAUCAAAACGGACAAAGCGGAAAUGGUGGUCAGGGAGGUAACAACAACGGAGGCGCUGGAGGAGACUCUGGCAACGGAUCUCAAGGAGGCCAGAGCGACAGUAGCAGCUCAGGAAACGGCGGUGAUUCGGGCAAUGGGGGCUCUGGGAGCCAGUCUGGUAGCGACGCAACCGGAGGACAAGAUGGUUCCGGCCAGGACAGUGCUGGUCAAGGAGGUGACGGAACAGACAGUGGAAGCAGCGCGGGUGGUUCCGACCAAGGAGGUUCGGAUCAGGGCUCUCAGGGACAGGGUCAAGGUGAUCAGUCCGGAUGUACUGGAACAACUUGCCCGACUCCCGUCAGCUUGGGUAUCAAGGCUGAGGCUGGAAGCUUGAUGUUUGCAGUCCUCGCCGGUGUCUUGGUUGGUCUGUGGUAA